This is a messenger RNA of Orussus abietinus, 8598 nucleotides long. RefSeq names its product protein enabled (gene ena). The coding region runs from base 183 to 2219 and encodes 678 amino acids. The record is from RefSeq and is a predicted model, not a curated record. Gene Ontology annotation, molecular function: SH3 domain binding. Lineage: Eukaryota; Metazoa; Arthropoda; Insecta; Hymenoptera; Orussidae. The transcript is spliced from 8 exons.
UAUGGCCGGUCAGACGUGCAGCGGCAGGGUGUCACGGUGGUGUUAGUGCCGCGUUAUUUAUGUCGAAUUAUCGCAAGUCCUGUCCUAAUCUCGCGUGUUUUCAUGGGAUCGGGGAGAUUCUGUGCCUCAGCAGGAACGCGAGUCGCCUGAGUGCAUAGCACUCGGCCCCACAGCCAGCAAACAUGAGCGAAGUCAGCAUAUCAUCGGCUCGCGCCUCGGUGAUGGUCUACGACGACGUGAACCGGAAAUGGGUGCCGAGCGGAAGUUCCUCCGGGCUGUCGAAAGUCCAACUGUACCACCACCAGGUGAACAACACCUUCCGCGUGGUCGGCAGGAAGCUGCAGGACCACGAGAUCGUCAUCAACUGUGCGAUCCUGAAGGGGUUGAAGUACAACCAGGCUACAGGGACGUUUCACCAGUGGCGGGACAACAAACAAGUCUACGGCCUCAACUUUUCGAGUAAAGACGACGCGGACGCCUUCGCUAGGUCGAUGCUUCAGGCACUUGAGGUGCUGAGCAACGGAAGCAACAUAUCACGAACCCUGGGCCCAACAGUCGCUCCAGCAACGCCGCAGCAACCCGUUUACCAGCCGCAGCCGCAGCAACAACAACCAGCCCCUGCACAGUACGACGAGGAUAUGGGUUACAGGACCAUGACCAGGGAAGACGUCGCGAUAAUACAGGAACGCAGGAUGUCCCAACAGAGCCAAGCAACAAAUAGUCCCAGCGCCGUAUCGCCGAGCUGCCCGGCAGCAAACCAGCCGCAGCAGCAGCAACAACAACAACAGCAACAACAACAGCAACAACAGCAGCAACAGCAGCAGCAGUCGGGGCACCACCGAACGUCCUCGGCGCCGCCAGCGCCGCAACCACAGCAAGCCGCACUACCGGGGACCCUGACCGCGGUUCCACCUCUGCAAAUGUCGGCCGCGGGUCCGCCGGUUCCUCCACCUCAACCCGCUCCUCCGGCUCCGCCGUGUCCGCCCGCGAUGAUGAACUUGAACGCGCCCGCGCCGCCUCCGAUGACGAGCCAGUACGCGUCGCCGCCCCCGCAAACUGGGCUCCCCGGUCAGGCGCAGUCCCAGCCGGUGUACGGUACCGGCCAGGGGGGUGGUCAGUACCCGGCGAGUCAGGGGGCUCAAUACGCUACGGCCCAGGGCCCGGGCCAGUAUCCGACUGGGGGUCAGAACAGCCUCUAUGGGAGCAACGGUCAGGUCGGCGCGUACGGCUCGCCGGGUCCUGCCGUCCAGGCGGGCCAGACGACCGGCCCCUACGCGGCGACCGGACAGGGGGCUCAGUAUGCUGCGGCCCAGGGCCCCGGCAGCCAGUUUGGCAGUAGCAACUCGAUCAAUCAGUACCCCGGGGGGCAAUAUGGCCAAGGCCAACCUAUUUAUGGGGCCACCCCGCAGGGCCAGGCCCAGAGUCAGUACGGCAGUACGCAGGCUGGUACCGGCGCCAAUCCGUACGGGACCCCCGCGAACCCCGUUAACCAAUUCGCUGGCGGUCACGCGGCCACUGUUAACGCUUAUGCUCCCGUUGGCAGCAGCGGGCCCCCGCCGCCCCCCAUGGGACCGCCGGUCGGGCCCGCCGCCCCGCCUCCGCCUCCACCCCCGCCCGCUCCGAACGCUACCGUCAGCGUCAACGCGACCGCCCCGGCGGCCGGACCGGCGAUCGCCAACAGUUGCUCCUCCGACCCGCAACCCGAUACCAAUUCCCUAGCCGCCGCCCUGCAGGCCGCCAGGCUCAAGAAAAAACAGCAAUCACAACCUGUGGAGAACAGUGGAUCCAGCACCAGUAGCAGCGGCAGCGGGGGUGGAGGAAAUUACGGAACCCUCGGCCGGGGUGGCGGUGGAGGAAUGGCUUCCAUGAUGGACGAGAUGGCCAAAACGCUGGCACGCAGACGCGCCGCCGCAGAAAAGAAACAACCCGAGCAACCACCGGAACCGGAAAGUUCUCCCGAUAAGAAGUCGUGGGACAAGAGCUCUUCCAACAACAAGUUCUCGAACGGUGCAGAGUCACCAAAGACGGCGCGCAAGAGAUUCGGCUCCGCUUCCGAAGAAACGCUUCUGAAAGUUAACGGGGUGAACGAGGGAUCCCUGUUAACGGUCCAAGAAAUGGAGGCUUUUAAAGCAGAAAUAGUCAAGGAAGUUCGCAAGGAGUUCCAAAAAAUGAAGCAAGAGCUCAUCGAUGCAUUGAGGACGGAAUUAAGUAGAAGGUAAAGAUAAGCGGACCAAGCUCGGGAAGAAACGAAGAAUUAACGAACGAAGCGUAGAAGGGAGAUGUUUGACUAGACAGCUCAACCGAAUCAUCAUCGACAACCACGUACAGGUUUUUAUUACAUACUUGCGAAGUGUAGUUAUAUACAUGUAUAUCAGCCAUUUGUGUAUAAGUACAUUUACCUAACAUAAUAUUUUAAGUGGUCACGUCCCUUCGUUAUACGAUUUACCUAUGGUAACAAUCUUCCGGUGUUGGACCAAUUGAGCAUCAUAACCAGUUUUGCUUGUUACGUACAAAGCUUACGAUUCUGUCGUUCGGCGAUGCGCACAAACAAACGACUUGCCAGGUUUUGGCUCGAUUAAAUACCGUCAGGUGUGAGGCGAAGAUUGUUGCGAUGUCUGUAUAACCCUGUAAUAAGAGUGGUUAACGCGAGUCCCUUCCGCGCAAUGUGAAAUCCGGUAAUGCAGCCCUGUAUUUUUGGAAUGUUUCAUAAGAGAAGUGGUUCAUCAGUUUAUCCACGUUUACUGUAUGAACGUGGCAUAUACUAUAAACUAAUGAGAUAACUGUUUAUUGUAAAAAAAAAAAGAAAAGGGAAUACUCAAUUGGUCCUGUAUAGAAAUCUUACGUUAUACAACCGUAUAUCGUUGCUAAUUCAUUGGAACGAGUUUUAUAUGACAAUGGAUACCGAUUUAGGGUAUCAUCGCCAGUGUGAAAUAUUUGUGAACUCGGUCGCCGGGGUUGUGGUAUCGCGACGAUCUACUAAAAGACCUCGAAAUCAAAGCUUUUUAUGAUCCCAUAAUAGAUUUAUCGGUUUCUCUCUCGGUCUUUGUAUGUUGCAACGACAUUGAACACGUCUUAACCCUUUUUCUCGUAGCUGGACCACUCUGUACAUAUCGCACAAAAGCAGUCCUACCUUCGCGUAUCUCGAGAUUUAUUUCUGUAUCAAAUGCCUAUGAAUCCUAGAUCAGACGUCGCUGCGACUGAUUGACAAGGAAAGCGAAACUAGAAAUGAAAAAAAAAUUGAGUAAUAACGCUGGAAUUGCUUUGCCACAGCCUUGGAUCCUCGAGUACCUCAUUACACUCUCUGACAGACGAAGCAGAAUGUAGUCUCGCACACAAAUUUGCUCUCUUUCUCUCAAGGGUUGGGCAGGAUGUGCCUACCUCUGGAGUUAGAGGGAUACCUUCAUCCUGCGGAGAUACAUCUUUCAGCUCGGGUACCCUUACCGAGCAGCAUCCGCGAAUUGCGAUCGAUCAUUCCAAAAUGGAGCCCUCGUCCGAAAGGCAGCAAGCCUCUCGCUAGUUGCGACACAUUUAAACCCUAAACAAUUGUAGAGGAUAAGGUGUUCGCGUCAACGCGAACCGACGACAUUCGUGGCACUUUUCAUUCGAUUUGGGACGAAAAUGGAAAAUCAUUUUGAGUAGUUCCCCCGAUUAUUCGACUCGGAUUAGUUUGUGGAUACUUCGACUCGUCGACGAACGGUCAUUAUUGCCGGGGACACGUUACACGUAAGGUUUCCGCAGACUCUUACUCGCGAUCAAGACUGAACCCCUCCACAAUUAGAUAACUAUAUCUCACGGAUAAGUCAAUGCCGCGUCAGGAUGUGUGAACCUGGAAUCCAGGUUGAGACACAAACAAAAUUAACAGGCUCAUUGGAAUGUUUCUGUAAUGUAGACGUUUCUGCUAUGUUGAGUUUUGUUUGUACCUUUUUUUUUUACAAAAAUCAGAGCUGUUAAAAAAAAUAACCAAAUUCUGAAAAUGACCUGCUUGAACCUUGAGCCACAGAAAAAAAAGAUCAUAAAAAUAGUGAAAAGGAAGAUUUUAACGUUUUCAACUUUAAUUUUGUUCACUGCCAAGGACUACUGCUAUCGGUCCCAAAAAAUUCUGAGCAUAAACACUCCCGCGAUUAACUUGCGUAAAUUAAUGCAAGCCACUUCAAGAACUAAGCCAUGGAGAAAAAUCUUGAAAAUGGUCAUUUUAACGUUUUCAAGGUUCUGGGAGGCUCUGAAUUUUCCUAACGUCAGAGAACCCAUUAGAGUCGAAAAAUCCAAAUUUCCACGAUUUCGGAAUUUGUUUAUCUUUUUGAACAGCUUUGGGUUUUGUAUAGAAAUGCCACAAAGAAAACUCAACAUGGCACAAACGUCUACAUCACGGAAACAUUCCAAUAAGCCUGUUAAUUUUGUUUGUGCCUCAAACUGGAUUCCAGGUUCACACAGCCGUCGCGUCACUCUUUUGAUAGCUAAACUUUCGAACGCACAUGUACAACUAGCGAGCGUCGUCGACGUCGACGGUGCACGGAUGAAACGGCCCAGAAUCGACAAUUGUCAAGGCCGACUAAACGCCGGUGAUUAUUUGUGUAAAUGAUCGUUUUCGGAGUAACACGAACAGGAAGCUGCGAGCUCUUGCGUCUGAUCGUAUCGCCGAGAAUUUUUUUUAUACGAGACACGGGUCGCACACGACUUGGCGUUAGGAGGAUGCGAGCUCUGUAUAUGAUGAAUUGUAACGUCACUUCGAUAGGUUUAUUGUCACGCUGCUUCGCGAGCACUCGAUUCGUAAGAUUUAGCGAUUUACCCGGAAUUAAGCACUCUUCGCCUUCGUUUAAGUAUCGUCAUUGUUAGCCGUGUAUUUAGGGUACUCCGCAUUGAAAAGCAACCGGCGAAUCACCCUUCUCGGGAGCGUUUCUGGUAAAUCGUAUGAAGCCCCUAGAAGCUUUGGCCUUUUUUUACACCGUUAGGCGGAAUUUAGACUCAUAGGGAUGCAAGGAAAAAUUGGAAUUGUAAUAGGUAUUCGAAGAGAGAUAUGGCCGCUCUGGCCACGGCGACUGAAUCGCUUUUUCUUAUGUAUUUUUACAUAUUUUUCUACUCGUCUAAUUAACGUCUCGUAGGAUUAACGAAAUCAUUUGACGUUCUCCCUCCGAUGGAUUUGUGAACGAGAUCUUAUUCCUCGCGGGCGAUGGCGGCAACUGCGAGCGCGAGCUGGACGCGCUCGUAAAUUCGGAAAGAAACGUCGGUAUUCAAUAAAUUACUGUCGCGGAUGAAAUACCUAUGACAAUGCUACUUUUUUCAUGUACACGCUUUGGAAGGACUUUUGGUACGUUUGCGAGAUCAUGGGAGAGAUCUAUGUGCUCCUCAGGGUCUUGCACGCUUUAUGCAAACCGGAAAGCUUGAUCGCACUUCACCGAUGUGUAGACGGCUUAAAUAAUUCUCUUCUUCUUCUUCUUCUUCGUUUCUUCUAGUUCGAUCCCUAAGCGAUGAAAAUGAAAGCUAUGUGUCGCAUCCCUAGAUAAGUUAGGAAUGCACGCGCGACGUCGCGCGUUACGAGUUGUAAGGUUAAUUGUAUUUAUAGCUGAGACGCGGUAAUGGAAAUGUGUUUUCUAGUCCGAGGGAGAGGGAAGACCAUUUUACGAUGAUCUCGGUGAAGCGCGGUGAAGCUUUUCCUUUUUAAAGUCGCGUCGCUCGCCGCGACCUCUCGCAAGUACACAUUCGGUUUAGGAUCGUUAAGCUUUAUCACGUUUUAUUCCUUAACAACGAUUGCCUCUCUUCGCGUACGGCUUUUAGUACACAGCCUAGGACUUUAUAUUAUCCUUUUUCUACUUUCUGAUAAGUAUAUACAUAUAUACAUACAUACAUAUAAAUAUAUCGCCCCCUUUUUAGCAUCUCUUUGAUACUUCAACUUCUUUUGUACAUAUUCUUAUAUACGGAUCUUCCACUAUAAUAUAUAUUUAUUUUUUACUUUCCACGCGAAACUCUAACGUUGCAUAUGGCGUGAAGUGCGCGCCAGGUCCGAUUAAAAGGAGCAAUGUAGAAUUGCGCGUAAAACUCUCGCCUUCAUUGUCCGUUUCGCGAGAUGUAUCAGCCGGUAUGGAAUUCGAUGAUCGUCGAAAGUGCCGCGCAAGGGAACUGGAAAAUUCGCACAAAGGCUCGAAAAAUUAUUUAUUUACCCUCGGAGCACCGUUCACUCGACCUGGACUAGACUUAUAGUCUUCGAAUAUAUUCCUAUAACCGGCCUUUCGUUCCCCCGUUAGCGAGACGCGAUUUGCGUUGCUCUUUUCGUUGGUUUAUUUUAUAUAUUUCUAUUUCUCAUCGCGCAAUUCUCGAGCCCCGUAUCUCAAACAUCGUGAACGAACUACGCUGAUAGUGCAUUUCUACACAUGUGAUUACCGUACGCGAACACGAUUUUUGGAUGUCAUUCCAAGCUAUAAGUUAGAAUCGUUAGGAGGUAGUAAGAGAGAGAGGCUGUUUCACGCACCGUGGGAAGAUUUCCCACGUCUAUUCCUCAUUUAUACAUGUAUACAUUCUGUUUAAUACAUUUCUUUUACUUUCUCGCAAGGUAACUUAAGAGCGCGGAAACAGUCAGCUCGGCAGGAACAGUUUAGUAUUAGGCGCAUUUACGUGGUACGAGUGUAACGUUCUAAUAGUUAAACACUUUAAACGGGAGUAUUACGAGUGAUUGUUGUUACUAAAGAGUAAUUUAAAUACUGCCGAGUGCACGUGCGAUUACUGAUUACCGAUUAACUGCCCGCCAAGGAGAGCCCGACACGACACCGAUAUCGCGAUUAUCGCGCGAUCGCAGUAAAUUACUCUCUAUACGAGGUACGCAAGUACACGGCGAAAGCACUCGUUAAGUGCCUGGCACGAAUUCGUAUACACGGAGAAUACGAUUAAUUUAUUAUAAAGCGUUCUCCGUGUAUUCGCGAUUGCUCAUUCCCGCGUACACGUGUCUCCGUUGCGCUGCAAAAUCGCCCUGUUUUGCGAACCGCUUGAUUUGCACAUUUGUACAAAAAAGAAGGUAUCGACGCGAGUUGCCCCCUCCCUUUUUUAAUGGUCACGAUGUACUUAUACGGUGCACUCUGCGUGCGGAUAUAUAUUAUACAUAUAUAAAUAUAAACAUACCUUCGGCGGCAUGCUCGGACGCCUGUGAACUCUGCUCACCCGACGUGUGCGUACAGUAUUUUACGAGUCUACGUAGAAUCGUCCUUAAGGAGAGAAAUCGAGUUAAGUAGUCGGUUAAAGAUUAACUUGUUAAGUAUUAAAUUGACGGACGGAGUGAUAGGUGUUGCCGGAACAGAGGGCCAUUUAUGCGCCUAAUCGCAAUCGUUUUAUUGCCCGACGUUUUCUACAAACGAGCGUUUUGUCGGAUCCAUUUGAUUCGGUAAAUUGGGUGCUCUCGUUGAAUCCAUUGAAUUCGUCAAAUUGAUGAAAUUAAUGAAAUUCAUCAAAUUCGUUAAAUUCAUGAAAUCGAUGAAAUUCAUUGAAUUCAUUAAACUCAUUAAAUUCAUUACAUUGAUGAAAAUCAUGGAACUCGUUAAAUUCAUUAAAUUUAUGAAAUUCAUUGAAUUCAUUACAUUCAUUAAGUUGGAAGACUGCCUCCUCGGACUGAAUCUCAACUCGGACAUUCCGCCAAUUUUCCACUUUUAUACUUUGAACGUUUCAAGCCUGCGUUUCCAUUAAGAGCAUGCAGCGGUAGAAGUGAUCUCUCAUCCAACUUUAAUGAAUAUUUCUGUAUCUCCUUAUGAGCACGAUACGGCCAGACUCGCAGGUAUCUGGGGUCGAAUUCGCUACAUUUAAAUGACCUUGAUGAUGAAUUCACCGUUAAAAUGCACAGUGCCUUGAUUUCGAGGAAAUUCGAAGCCAUCAUUACCGGACGUACCGUAACCGAUAAUAUACUAUGUACUGCGUACUGCCAGGAUCGCGAGGAUCCAGCUUUUUCGGCAACGUUUAUCAUCUCCCUUGACGAGCACGUUACAAUCGAAUAUAAAUAGAUAGCCAUGUAAUUUAACGUCGGUCUAUUCAGAAUAAGUGCUGGUUCUUUUUCUCUCGCUCGCGGACGCGAAGGAGUCUUCGAGUCCGCAUCUCUGCCUUCGAAAAUGCCGGGAAAAAAAAAAUUCAGGCCGUCCGAUGCCGGCUGGAAGAAGCCGAUUAACGAUUAUCGAUAUAUUACGCUCUCGUGGAUCGAUAUAGACGGGUCUGAAUAAUUCUUUUCGGCAUUUCCGAAGAUCAGGGUGACCGAAAAUCAGGAGCACUCGUCCGAGCCCCGAUUCCCCGCGCAUUGCGAAUAUAAUUAUAUACAAGCGAGCUUCGGCAUAAACGAAUAGUUUGCUAACCGUUGUUGAUUCGCGUUAAUACUGUAAGAAAAUGACUUUGUAACUAAACCGACGCCUCGCUGCGUAUAAAUAUGAUUGACUCGAGAGGAAGAGUGAUUUUGACAACGCCGCGUAGUAUUUGGGUAGCGAUUAAGUAACUGAAGUAAUUUGUAAACGACUUUACCACUAGUUGCGCGCAAGUGAGCGGAUAAUAACGAUAAGACUAUUCCGUUUCUUAACGCGCAUAUUGAAAAUAUUUGUAUGUAAAUGAAUGACAAACAAUAAAAGUAUAUAUGCUGUA